Messenger RNA from Dreissena polymorpha, 5991 nucleotides. RefSeq names its product anoctamin-4-like. Gene Ontology annotation, biological process: chloride transmembrane transport. The coding region runs from base 378 to 3146 and encodes 922 amino acids. Lineage: Eukaryota; Metazoa; Mollusca; Bivalvia; Myida; Dreissenidae. The record is from RefSeq and is a predicted model, not a curated record. Gene Ontology annotation, molecular function: protein dimerization activity; chloride channel activity. Gene Ontology annotation, cellular component: plasma membrane. The transcript is spliced from 28 exons.
ACUGGUACCUUGCUACCUUAUUAAAACAAAUAAUACCAGCAAACGGCUAACUUCGCCAAAUAUAGUUUACCUUAUUUACUUUACCAACUCAAGCGUAACAAAACUGGUUUCGUUUAGAAGAAACGGUGUCAGACAGUAGUCUAAUAAUAUUAUUGUAUCAAGUAAUCAUGUAUUGUGGAAUAUUAAAAAUCAUAUUGUUUUUCAGUCAGUUAUUUAACUCGGCAUCGAUUGUUUGAAUGUUUCAUUUUAUGUAUUUGGGUGGGGUCACUGAUGUUGUGCGUGAGUGACUGCAUUUUGUAAACAUAGAGACGUUUAAGUUUUCGUUUUAUGGCAUGCGCUGACGGCUGUGAAGUGUUUGGCAGUUGAUGUUGUAAACUAUGGAUCAUCAAACAAUAGGAUUUGAUCUUGUAAAUGACAAUGGCAAUGCAGGACGUUCCAAACACGUUACACAACUUACAUACAGACCGUUGCCAGCAGCAGUUUCCUCUGUCGCCCCUGCUCCACCUGCAGGCAAUCUUUACCCAUCCAUGCCUGCAGGAACCACAGCCAAAGCUCCGCCCAUCGGCUUUGAAAUGCACGGUCAUCCACAUGACAACGGGCCAACAGAAGUGGUCACAGAGAAAGUCCCAGGCGGACCUCAAACGAGUCAGAAUGAAGAGUUCACGAUGUUCUUCAAAGAUGGCGCUCGACGAAUUGACUUUGUCUUGGCCUAUGAAAUGGGAACCACAGCGGAACAGGAAAACAGAGUUAAAAAGCGGGAAUACUUUCUAGACAUGAUUAAGAAAGAAGGAUUGCACUUGGAACAUGAGAAACCAGAGGACUCUAAGAGUGGGAAGGUGGCCUUUAUAAAGUGCCACGCCCCCUGGGAGGUUCUAGCAAAGGGGGCGGAGCUAAUGAACAUGAAGAUGCCCUUAGCGCCCAAUGACAUGCCAACACAAACAAGUAUCUUCCAAUGCUGCCCGACCCCUUUUGACCUCGAUAAGGAACUGAUAGAGGAAGAUGACAACUAUUUCACAGCCCCUUUCAACAGGAGCCGCAUGGACCAGUUCGUCAUUCAUGACAAAGAAAAAUUCUUCUCAAACGCUCAGCGUAGCCGAAUCGUGUACGCCAUCUUGUCUCGAGCGUAUUAUGAGGAUGAAGAUCAGGACAACUCGGGAAAACGACGAUUUGGAAUCAAGAAGCUGCUUGCCAACGGAACAUUUAGUGCAGCGUAUCCUCUCCAUGAUGGUAAAUACACCAGUGAGCACUCACUGCUGACUAGGGGAAAGGAAAAUGACAGACAUCUCCUAUAUGAGUUGUGGGCAAAACCAGGUAGAUGGUACAAAUUCCAGCCAUUGGACAAAAUCAGGAAGUACUUUGGAGAGAAGAUAGGUAUAUACUUCACCUGGCUGGGUUACUACACCACCAUGUUGGUGCCUGCUGCCAUUGCCGGUCUCAUUGCUUUCAUAUAUGGCCUUGUUACCAUGGGAGAUGACCAAGUCACGAAUGACCUGUGCUCAGUGCAGAUAGCGGGUAACAUCACAAUGUGCCCACUGUGUGACAACCGCUGCUCAUACUGGCGACUCAAGGAGAGCUGUGGCUUCUCCAGGGCCACUUACCUCUUUGAUAAUCCUGCAACUGUGGCGUUUGCUUGUGUCAUGGCUUUAUGGGCAUCCUUUUUCCACGAGUUUUGGAAGCGAAAGCAGGCAGAGCUAGAGUAUGACUGGGAUAUCGCUGAUUUUGAAGACGAGGAGAUCGCUAAUACAGAAACAGUCAGACCAGAAUUUGAAAAUGCUGUCAUGAGAAAGCGAGAAAACCCCAUAAAUAAGAAAUUAGAGCCUUAUGUGCCGAACUGGAGCAAAUGUUUCCGCUACUCAACAACCAUUGUUGUGUUGCUGUUCUUUUUUGCCCUGGUCAUUAUCGCUAUACUUGGCGUUAUCAUCUACCGGAUUGUGAUAGCGGCAGUCUUGUCAGCAAUUGACCAGGACAUGGUGAAAGGACGUGCUGGACUCAUAGCCUCCGUCACUUCAGCCUGCAUUAAUCUUAUCAUCAUCGUGUUCUUAAACUUUGUUUAUCAAAAAAUUGCAGAGGGUCUCACUGAACUAGAACAACACCGCACAGAGACUGAGUGGGAGGAUGCCUUCACCUUCAAAAUGUAUCUCUUCCAAUUUGUCAACUACUACUCUUCCAUCGUGUAUAUUGCUUUCUUCAAGGGCAAGUUUGUUGGCAGACCAGGCAACUAUAACCGUAACUUCUUUGGUUACAGACAGGAAGAGUGUGACCCGGCUGGCUGUCUCAUAGAGCUCUGUAUUCAGCUGGGCAUCAUCAUGGUGGGCAAACAGGCCUUUGCAAACUUCAAAGAAGUAGUUCUGCCGAAGGUGAUGGUGUGGUGCAAGUCCCGCAAGGUUCUAGAUGACAAGGACAACAAGGUCUACACACACUGGGAGCAGGACUACAACCUGGCUGACCAGCCCAAACUGGGCCUGUUUGAUGAGUACCUUGAGAUGGUGAUCCAGUACGGGUUUGUGACCAUAUUUGUGGCAGCCUUCCCUCUGGCCCCAUUCUUUGCCCUACUCAACAACAUCAUUGAGAUACGCCUGGACGCGUACAAGUUUGUAACACAGUGGAAGCGUCCCCUGGCCCUUCGGUCACAGGAUAUUGGAAUCUGGUUUGGCAUUUUGCAAGGAAUCUCAGCCCUUGCUGUUGUCUCCAACGCAGCAAUCAUUGCCUUCACAUCAGAGUUCAUCCCACGUAUGGUGUACAAGUAUGUCUACAGCCCGAACCAGACGAUGACGGGCUACUAUGAGACCUUUCGAAUGUCAGUUUUCGACGUUGCAAACUUCCAAAAGGACUCGAUGCCUGAAGACCCGAAAUUCAAAGAGUUUGGGAAUGUUACCACAUGCAUGUACCGUGGCUACAAUGAGCCCCCCUCUGCCCCAGAGCCCUACAUUUACAGGAUGGCCUUCUGGCACGUACUGGCUGCUCAGCUCGCAUUUAUUGUCGUGUUUGAGAACCUGAUAGUGUUCCUGACGUGGCUUGUGAUGUACCUGGUCCCAGACAUGCCUUACAAUGUUAAGAUGCAGAUGUUAAGAGAGAAGUACCUUAGCAAGCAGGCACUGUUCCACGCAGAGGAACUCAAAGAACAAACCAGGCCCAAGGCGGAAUAAUUUAGGAAAGACAAUAAGUCAUGUAGAGAAAUGUACCAGAUCCAUAUUCGAAAAAAUAUAGUGAAGGCUGGAAAGUAAAUAUGUAUUUAUGAGUGAAUAAACAGAGAUAUUUAAGUGAAUAAAGUAUGUAUACAGAAAGAAAUAGAGUAUGUAUACACAACACAAAAUUAACAUGAACAAAUCAAGUAAACAUACGAAAAUAAAAACGUACUGAAGAGGUUUAAUAGUAAAUAUUAACGUCAAGUAGAGGUUAACUGCAGAGUCUAAAUACAGACACCUUAUGCACAUGCAUUAAGCUGGUCUUCAUAAAGAUCCACUCAUAUCUGAGUACAAAAACAAUAUGUUAAACAUCUUACAAAAUAAACAUGGAGACUGUUCUGGUUAUGUUUAACAAAUAUUAUUAUAGUAAGAAAUCCACAGAGUUUCUUUCUGUCCAAGAAUUUGAAUGACAUUUUCUCAUGGAAAUAAUUCUUUGUUUUAUUAAAUUGUUCACUUGAAUUAAAGUUCGAGUUUUGCAAUGAUUCGACCCAUCACGACCUUAUUUCUAUUAUUGUUUAUAGUUGUUAUCCAUUAUUAAAUAUGAUGUUAUUAAUAAGCAUAUUUUAGAAGAAUAUGUUCAUGUAUUUUUAUUUUCAGUUUUUACUUGUUUUAUGGCAUAUUUAAUUAAAAUUACAUUGUCUUAGUUUCAGGAUUGUGUCUUUUGACAUGGUUUAACUGUUGUAAAGUUUGUAGCUAAACUCACAUUUGUUUCAUUGUUUUUUAGCAUAUUCAAUCUAAAUUCUAUUGUUUGUCUUUAGAGUUUAAGGGUUGUGUCUUUUGACAUUGUUAAAGUGUUGUUAAAUUGGUAGCUAAAGUUAUGUUUGUUGCGUAGCUUUUUAGCAUAUUUAAUAUAAAUUUUAUUGUUUUUUUAAGUUUCAUGGAUAUGUCUUUCAACGUGGUUAAAAUGGUACAUUGGUGUUGCGCAAUUUACAUCUUAUCAGAGUUUGUACCCAGAUCUAAAAGAGCCCAGAGGGGAUAAUCACAUGAUGAAGGCUUUUUUUUUAAAAUGCUGCUCACUCUCCAGCGAUAAUGUCUCUCCAGUAGGAUCACAACAUUACAGCUCAAGCUACAUGUAAGAAAUUUUGUAGCGAGUAGAGUCAUGAUGGAAAGCUAAUCUAAAUAACAAAUAAAAGCUAAUCACUUUCUUACUAAUACAUGUAUGGCUGGAAAGUGUGUCAUUAACAAAUAUAUCAUAAGUAAAUUAACAAAAGUAUUAAAGUGUAUAAAACAGCUCAAAAUAUAUGUUUCAGUAUGAAUGUUGCCAUCUUGAUUGUCACUUGAUUAUCCCCUCUGACAGAUAUCAUUAGUAAAUUAACAAAAGUAUUAAAGUGUAUAAAACAGCUAAAAAUAUAUGUUUCAGUAUGGAUGUUGCCAUAAUUAAAAUAUAAACAAAACUGUAUUUGAUCAAAUUUUUUAUUUAAGACAAACUGUUUAGUAGCUUAACUUGUGGUUGGAAUGUUUGCUAAAGUACAGUCAACUUCUUUAUUCUAUUAUCAAAGUGAUUUGUAUAGAAUCCAGUUGUGAAGUAUUUUUUUACAUUUUACAAGUGGAAUGUUUUGAAUGCGAUUAUAUUGAACAUUAAAUGUAUACAAUAAACUGAUGAAAGCAUAUGAUUAAGAUUUUACUAGUACAUUCUGAAGCAAAUAAAGUGCAGCUUACCGUUGACAAUGAUCCUCUACACAAUUUUAUGCAUUAAUUAUAAAAGUGAGUCUGCAUUUUUUAAUGGAAUUAACAUUUUUCUUUUUAAGCAUGCAUAACUCAUUUUUCACAGUUUGAUGUUUUAAGUUUGCCUAAGUUUUACAAUCUGCCCUCACUGAGUUUACAUGAGCCUCAUUCUGGGUAAACCGGUUUUAAUUCAUGUGCCUAAAAUUAUGUCCUAGAUUAGCCUGUGAUUUCUUUACAUGCUUCUCAGAGACGACACUGUCCGCUUUUUUGGUUAAAAAAAGUCUAUUUGUAACAAAAAUCCAGUCUAGACAGAAACUGUCCUCACUGAUUAGCCAGUGUAGACUGCAGAGGCUAAACUGGACUGGCACCUGCAUUAACCCUUUCAGUGCUGGAACCGAAUUUUGAAGGCCUUUGCAAACAGUUUGGAUCCAGAUGAGACGCCACAGAACGUGGCGUCUCAUCAGGAUCCAAACUAUUUGCUAUUUUGAUAGUAUUCUUUGGAAAAAAAAUCGAAGAAAAUGCUAAUUUUAGAAAUUCAGCAGACGACAUUUUAGCAGACGACAAGUUUCCCAGCAUGCAAAGGGUUAAGCUCAGUUUUCCAGAACGUGGGCUCUUAUAUGCGGACUUAGUUUUGUGUCUCAUGAAAAACAAAGUUAGCAUACGACCUCAUUAAAUACUGGGUACACAUAUUUCAUCAUUGUCUAUGUUGUUGUAAAAUAUUGGAAUUUGAAUAAUUAAUAUGCAUAUAUGUUUAUGUUUAUGUUUUAGAAAUUUUUAUACAUGUAAUGGUUAUGACUUCCAUCUUAUGUUCCAUCUUACUUUAUGUUAAUUCAUUUAAUUAUAAACGUUUUUUUAUAUAUUAAUUAACAUAACACAUGAACGUUUCACCCAUGCAAAACAGUUUACAGAGUUUUGCUUCAUUUGUUUAGGGUUGUAUGAAACCUCGUUGUGAUUGCUAUAAUUUUAUUUGUUGUUCAUUUUGUUUUUAACAUUGGUUGUUCUUUUUUAAUCUUCUGUUCUUUGUUCAGGAAAAUGUUAAUAUAGUUUUGUUUUAGUAUUGCUAUGUUUAUGUAUUUUUCUUUGAUAUACAUUAUUUAUUGAACUUAUACGCAUUUGUGCUACAUUAAAUGACAAAAUUUGA